Molecule: messenger RNA, 846 nt
Organism: Pisolithus orientalis
Lineage: Eukaryota; Fungi; Basidiomycota; Agaricomycetes; Boletales; Pisolithaceae
Exons: 5
Coding region: 1-846 (281 amino acids)
Source: RefSeq, a predicted model, not a curated record
AUGAAUACUACACAAGACACAUCUAAAACCCCCCACAGAUGGCAAAUGGAACUAACAGACUGCAUUGCAUCAUACAUGAAAGCCAGAUUUCAAGAGGAGGCCUAUCAUCACCCAAUCAAUGUUGGGAAAAAUCAGGGUGGAAAAACCUGCAAUGCAGAAGCUGCUGAGAGAUAUGCAGAAGUGACUGAGCCAUCCAUUCUGGUGACCAACUCAAACACCAUCUGCAUUUGGUAUUUGCCAGAUGCUCUCAGCCCAAAAAGAAGGGCCAAUGUAUGGAACUGCCUUCAUCUUCUAAGGGAACCACUGUGGGAGAGCAUAAAGGCUUCCCCACAGGCAUGGCAGAUGGACAAGGCAUAUUUCCACAAUAAUGCUGAGUUGAAAGGCACCAUCAACCUGUCACCCACAUGGUUUCAACAGGGUUAUGGGGUGGAUGGCAGGGAAGCAUUGAUCCACCUUGGCGAACAGGCAAAACAGCAGGCAGAUUCAGAUAUGAGCUCCACAUAUAGCAGCAUGUCCAUGAUGGUGAAUUGGGCAACUUGUUACCACAGGGAUAUCAAUGGAUGGGAUCCAUGGUAUGACAUGCUGGUAACCAUAGGCAACUACCUGCCCUUGGACUUUGUCAUUCCAAUGUUGAAUCUGCGGCUAUGCUACAACCCAGGGAUGAUCAUUGCAUUUUCAGGUUCAGCAUUGGAGCAUGGGGUGGGAGCUGUAGAUGGUGACAGAGCAUGCCUGGCAUACUACAUGUGUGCCAAUGUACAUCAGUUGGUGCACAUUCCCAUGUGUCAAUCACUGCAGGUGGACAACCUACUACCUAGACCAGUUGCAACUGGAGAACUGUUGAUUUGA